Mytilus trossulus (common blue mussel) is the source of this 7264-nucleotide messenger RNA. RefSeq names its product tumor protein p63-regulated gene 1-like protein. The transcript has 5 exons. The coding region runs from base 97 to 1014 and encodes 305 amino acids. Gene Ontology annotation, cellular component: cytoplasm. The record is from RefSeq and is a predicted model, not a curated record. Lineage: Eukaryota; Metazoa; Mollusca; Bivalvia; Mytilida; Mytilidae.
AUUGUAAGGUAAACCAUCUUCCGGCGGAAGUGUGACUCUGACGUCAAGGAUACAAAUAAAUUUGGCAUCGCAAAAUCUUCCACAUACAAUUUCGAAAUGGCAGACGGCAUAAAUCCACAGACCAAUUUUGUUGAUGAGCACCUUGAUGAUGACAAGCCACCAGGAGGCAAAGAAUUCAAAGGAGCAACCCUACAAAUAGAUGCUCCUUCCACACAAAACGGGGAAGAACCAGGCGUUGGCUAUGCUGGACCCGGAUCCAACUUUAACAGAAACAGGCCAGGUAGUGUGAUUGGUAGACAGAGUGUAAGAAGCACAGCAAGCAGAACUUCAAUGAGACCAGGUGUUAUUAAAACUGAACGCAUGUCUGAUCAAUACUUCUCUUACAAGGAGUCAAAUUUUGAUAAGGCUAUUGACAAAUGUAAGGAAGUUAUGAAAGAUGAUUUAGAUGGCAAGAUAUUGGGAAAAUAUCUUUUAACUGAGAUUGACCAUUGGAAUAACGAAAGAGAAAAGAUAAUUUUGUUAACUGAAGGAUCUAUUUUAGUAUUCAAGUACAACUUUAUACUAAACAAGCUAGAAGAAUGGCGACGACUGUUGCUACACAUGGUUGACCACAUUGCUAUUGGAGAUUUCAAAUAUCCUGACAAAAGCCUAAUGCCUCUCCUUUUCAGGGACAGAGAACAUGGUGGAAUACAGAUUCGGUGGAACAAAAAUGAGGAACCAGGUUGGGCACAGAAAUGGAAUCCAUUUUGUACAACUUUGCCGUACAUGACAUUUUCACAUCACCCGGUAUUGUAUAAUCCAAAGGAAAAUGAAACCGUAACCUACAACGUAGAUGAGUUUUAUGAACAUUUAGUCCAAGCUGUCAGCGAAUGUUACAAGAAGAAAAGACCUGGAGAGAAAGUGACAAUCUUGGAAGGUCCUAUACUUAUUGAAAGCUACGCAAGUAUUUCAUCUUUAAUCUACAACCAGAGUGGACUUGGUUUCUUCAUGGACAGGAACGGGAUCUGUUUCUAGGCAUAUACUGUAUUGUUUCUUCAUGGACAGGAACGGGAUCUGUUUCUAGGCAUAUACUGUAUUGAUUGUUAUUGUUUAUAUGUAAUAUUUUCAUUGCUGUUCCAUUUCUAAUAUUAGUAUCUAAUGACAAAAAAUCAGUCUAAUAGUUUAAAUAAAAUUGUACAGACUCAAUUUGUUUAUGCAAUUAAGGCCACAUGCUGUUAAAUGGAUGAGCUGUUAUUAAUAUACAUGUACAUGUACACCUAAUCAUUGUCAUUGGUUAGAUAAUUUAUAAAAAUAUUCUCAUUUUUUAAAAAGAAUAGGAAAAAAAUAUAAAUGUCAGUACAUUGAGUUUAAGUGAUAAUUGUAACCCAUUAUAAGUGUACUUAUGAAAAAAUAUAUAGCAGUCUAAAAUAUAGCCUAUGCCUAUAUCAGUGUUACUUGUUUAGAUUGUAAAGUAUAUAUUUAUUUACUUGUUCAUUUAUUCAGUUCCCAAGUUUGUUUAACAAAAUUUAGAGAAACCAAACAAACAAUACUUACAUCCACAUAUGUAAAUUAUUCGUUUGGAAAUGGAAAGUAAACAAUGAGAAAAUCACACAAAGAAUCAAGAUGUAAACCAAAUUUAAAUACAUAAACAUGACAUUUCAUCAUAAUUUUCACUAUUAGUUGCUGGACAACUCAUUCCUUAUAAUCAUAUUAAUUACACAUUUGUGGCUGACAUUCUGUUAAACAAUGUGAUGUGUAUGUUUAUGUUGGUAUAAAUAUUUUUGCUAUUUAAAUUGUAACAGCUUUUAAAUUUUAUUAGAAGUGACUUAAUGUUUAUCACUAUUAAUGAUUAAAGCUAAUUGAAAAAUUUAUAUAAACAAAAUUUCAACUUCAUUUAUAAAAGUUCGAGUUAAAAAAGGGCCCUUUUCAGAAGUUUUAAAACGUUAUGUAAAAUAUUAAAAUUUGACUGGUCUUCAGAUAUUCAGCUGAAAGAAAUUUAAAAAAAAAAUCCAAUUUAACCAGGAUUCAAUGAUAAUUUGAACAAAAUUUAAUGAUAAUUCUAGUUUGGCUGCACUAGUAAUUUUAAAAAUGAUAUAGUUUAUUUAUUUUCUAUUUUGCAUUGUUGUGUGCCAUGUAUCUUUAUUUUGUGUUCAAAUUGUGUAUUUAUUGUUUUGUUAAGAUUAUUUAUUAGAAUUAUUUCUGUACAUGUCUUUUUUGUAACUUUCAGUUAAUUAAAAAAAUAAUCAGAGCUUUUUUCUACAAAUAAAUAGUGCUGCCACUCUUUUCACAAAAGAAUUUUAUGAUUAAAUUUAUGCAAGUCAUCAAAAUUUCAGUAUGACAGAUUUUUUUGUAAUAAGAAUUUAUCUACAAAUAGUGCUGUAAUUCUUCAAACAGUGCUGGCAUUUUCUUUUUGCAAAUCUGCUUACAGAGUUAUCUCCCUUCUUGAUAAACAGCUCUUGGUUUAUUACAGUUUCAGCUGUUUUACUCAAAUAAUAUUUUGACAUGACAAGAAACAUGAUAGUUCAGUAUUUUAUUAUCUUGAUGAAAUUCCAUAUUUGAAGGCAGCAUUUUACAAAAUCAAAAAUUUUUGUUUAGAUAUAUGUCUGAAAAUAUUAAGAUGUAAUUUGGCAAUUUUUGUUUUUGGGUUGCAGUCUCAUUGAAGUGUACCCAGAUCCUCUUUUUACCCCUAUCCUUUUGUAAUGGUUUUAUACUUUUGGACAAGUUUAUGCACACCAAAUCUAGGCACCAAAACAUUUGAUGUUGAAUAAAAAUGGUUUUACCAUGCAAUAACAAAUACUAACUUGAUCAUGCUUAGAAACAAAACCGAAAAUCAUUUUUUUAAUUAUUUAGUUUGUAUUAAUGCAAUUUUGUGUACAUGUGUGUGUUCCUAAACAUAAUAGCAAUGCUAUUAAGAAAUACAGCAUAAUUCAAACAUAUGAUAAACAAAAAAGAUCUUUCAUCCUCUGACAUUUAAAAGUUUGUAAAAAAUGUCCUUCAUGCAUUUGUAGGGAAUAGGAUAUGAAGAUUGAUAAAAAAAAAUUACUUGAAAAAGCACAAUAUGAGCAAUAGUUCCCAGUCAACUUAUUUUUGAAUAAAACUUUUGUGUGUGUGUUUUCUAAUAUUUGUAAUAAAAGCCAGAACAUUUGAAUCAUAUUUGUGCUGAUUCAGUAUAACUGUAUUUUUUACUUUAGGAAAAUCACUUCCUUAAGGAUGUACACUUCUGAGGAGCCAAAAAUUUCUAGAAUUAAACUUUUUUUCUUAACCUGAUUUUUGGGUUUAUAAGACUGUAACAAAAUAAUUGGUGAAGAAAAAAUCAUAUGGUGGUGCACUUCUUUUUUUGCUACGGCCCUUUGAAAAUGCCCAAUUUUUAUGAUUUUCCCAUUUUUCAUCGAUUUUUACCUAUUUUUGGGCUAUUAUCAUGAAAAAAAUCACAGUUCCACAAUUAAACUUUUUCUCAUACUUUCUAUAAAGAUGAAUUGGAUCAACCUGAAUAGAUUUUACUUACAAAAACUAUAGGUAGGUGUUAAUAUAAGAAAGUUUUAUCAUAUUUUGACGCUUUUUAUGUGUUAAAUUUACCAUGCUGUCAAUUUUGUAUUUUUGUGAUUUUUCUCAGUUUUAAGAACAAAAUGCAUAUUAUUUCAACUUUUUUGUUAUCAAUGAAUGAAAAAAGACAUAUCAAAGAAAUUUGAAAAGACCAAAAUGAUAUGGGAUGUACAUGAUUCUUGUAAAAUCAUUUUUUGUAUCCCUCACCCAUUUUCUCAAAAUUUUGGCUAAAAAUACUGACUUGAUUGGUCGUAAAAUUUGAAAACUGGAUUACGCAAAAACCAUUCAUUGUAAAUACACAAUUUUUUCACAGAUUUAUGUUUGCUUAUAAUAUUUUUAAAAUUCAUUGAUAUUUUCCACUUCUAUCACAUGUUUUGGAAAUAAUUCAAGAACGAGAUUUCAACGAGACUGAAGGAGACUGAAAAGUCAGAAGAAUACAUCCUUAAAUAAGUUGUAUAUAAUUACUAAGUUUUAUAUGACUGUGUCAUUGUUUUUUUCUAUCUGUUUACUUCUGUUUGUUUUUAGGAAGAGAGUGAAACAGGAUUUCCCUGAACACAUGUGAGGUUUUUAGGAAGAAAGUUACUAUAUAUAGUGAAACAUGAUUUCCCUGAACACAUGUGCUCUCUUUCUUAUAAAUUCCUAUCUUAUCCUAAUCAAACUUUGUAUUAUUAAGCAUCACUACAUGUUCUUGUAUGUGUUUCAUGUACUGUCUUUUCCUACUUGUGGAUGUGUGAUUCUUGACAGUCAAAGGGUCCAUUAAAGAGCAUGUUUAAUAAUCUUCCUGUUUGUCUUAAAGGCCUUUCCAUAAAAUAUACUCAAGCCCCAGGGAAGACACUUCUAAAUUUUGCCUUUGAACCGGUUUGGUUUUCAUUAACUGAGGUUUUUUAUAUGAGACAAGAUAGUUAGUCUUGUGCUAAACUGACCUGGAGGGCAAGACAAUUUGUAUUUUGUGUUUGAAUGGGUGUCUUUAUCACAUGAAAAUAUAAAUUUCCUCUAGAUGAUAGAUUAAUACGUCUGCCCUUGAUAUCUUGGUAUGUUUAAAUGGCAUAGUCAUGAGUUCAGAUUUUUUGUAUGUGUAGUUUUGUGUUAGUGUUUAAUAUACAUAUUGUUGAAUUACUCAGAGAUUUAUAAGAUGUGUAAAUAAUUUUAUCAUUGUAAAUAUAAACAAUUAAUGUUAGCUAAUAUGAAUUUGUGAUUUUCUAUGCAGUAGAGCAUAGUAGAACAGUAAUUUGUUGUUAUACAUGUUUUAAGAAAUCCAGCAUCAACUUUCAAGGUCAUUCCAUCUUAAGUUCUAUUUCUUGCUUGAAUUUAUUAUGCAUAUCUAUAAAAAAAAAUAUUGUGUACUAUAAGUUGAGAAAUUGAUUUUCCAUGAUGUCUUUCUUUGUCAUACUAAAUCAUAAUUUAUUCAGUUCUCUAAAUAACUUUUGAAUUAUUUGCUGAAAGUCUUAUAUGAAAUAUUUUUAAUUUUACUUCUUAAAGGGAUUUAAUUAUGUACAGAAAAUGUUGGUUCCAUUUUGACAUUUUUUUUGGGGGGUGGGGAAAAUAUUGAAAAAAACUCAAGAUAAAUGGAAUAGCUACAAUACAGGGCAUUUUGGAAAUUUAACAUAUAGGUUGUAUCAUGAGCAAUAUAUCUGUCAGAGAGGAGAGCCAAGAUUAAUAUGAGUUUGAAAGUCUGUAUGACCCAUUUGAUGUUUGAAAUAGGAAUACUGCAUUUAAAGUGAGAGGUAAAUAUUUGUUACUACUUUUGACUAUUUCAAAUAGGUUACUUGUAUGUUCAUCUAAAAAGAAUUGUAAAUUUUGAAAUUUUUAUUCAUUUUCAUUAAUGAAGUCUUUCAAUUUAGAAUGCAUAAUAAUUUAAAUUCAUAUAAAAAAUCAAGAUUGGUUCAUGAUUUUGUUUUUGAGAUACAAUAUGUAAUGAAAUAAGAAUUUUCAGCAGUAUUAUAAAAUAAUUUAUCUAAAAAUUCAUAUGAAAUGUAUAAAAGGAUUUGAUUGAAAAAUGGUGUAAUGAAAUUAAUAGAAAUCACUUAUCCAGAAUGUACUUGUGAAGAAUGUUUUAAAACAGAUUUAUAUAGGGAUUGCUGGGCAUUUGCAAUGCAUUGCAUAGGUAAACUCCAGAGAGAGUACAAAAUGAUUAGAAAAAGGUUGAAGAUGAGAGAACUCAACUAUUGUUAUAUUUGCAAUGUUUUAUUAUUAUAUCGUAUCUCAUAUCAAAUUCCAAACAUUUAAUGAAUGUACUCUGAGGUUGGUAUAUAAUUCUCUGAUUAUUUUAUAUCUCAUUAAAACUAUUAUAAUCAUCAUGUUAUGAUUAAUGCAAAUUGAAAGCUUUCCAUAGUUCAGAAGAGAUAUCUUUAGGUACUUGCUCUUAAAACAUGAUAAUUACAGAUUCUACCAUGUUGAAGGCCGUACUUUGUCUUGUAAUUAUUAAAUUUUUAUACAUUGUGAUUAGGAAGAUGGAGAGUUGUCUCAUACCACAUUUUCUUAAUUAUGUCUAACACACCACCCAGUCAAUGUUUAAUAAUAAUAAUCAAACUUUCAAAUUGUACCACCCUCUUGACUUAUAUGCUGAUACAUCUAGUUUCCCACUUAUCCUAAUACAUUCAGUAACAUCAGGUUGUUAAUCAUGAAAUUAUUACGCAACUAUGUUUUGUAUUGUAUCUUGUUUUGUAAAAAAAAUCUGAGCGUUUCACAUGAUCAUGGAUUUCAUACAUACAUUAAUUUAUCUUGAUUGUAUUUAUAUGUAAAAUCGUACCUUUUCUUUUGCUCAGACAUUUCCUUGCAUUAUAAUUAAUAAUAUGGUUGUGUAUUGAAAUUAUAAAAUAAAACUUAUUUCAACUCUGGUGGCAAGUUGUCUCAAUAGCAAGUCCUACCACAUCUUCUUAGUGUAGCUUGCAUUUGUAUAUGAAUAAUACUACUUUUGAUUUUUUUUAAUUAAAUUUUUAACUUUGGAUUUUGUAAAAAAAAUUGCCUACCCCUGAAACUUGUUAUUCUUAUCCGUAUUUUUUUUUAUGAACUUUAAGCUGUAAUUAUAUGAAAGCACAGUUUCCAACUUAUAUUAAAAUUGAACUAGUCUGUGGUGUUGUAUAGUUUAUAAUCAGUACAUUUUAUGUAUUUUAUGGUGUUUGGCUAUUGCCAUAUUGGUAUAAAUGUACAAUUCACCAUAUUUCAAUAAAUUUGUAUACCUCACAAUAGUUUAGUUUAUUAUACCACUGCUUUAAAAAAAAAAGUGGGGUAUACUGUUUUACUGCUGUCUGUUCGUCCGUCUGUCCAAUGAAUAUUUUCAUGGCAUCUUUCCCAAGAACUACAUUACAACAAUUUCUGAAAUUUGGUUUUAGGUUUAUAUAAGUCAGCUAUACAGUGUGAUGGUUUUUCAGCUUCAUCACUCAAAAACUUAACUGUUUACCGAAAACUUGUAGCAUUUUACUCCUUGUAGUCAAGUUGAAAAUUUUCAUCAUUAUUUUUUCAGAUUCAUCACUCAAAAUAUGUUGGCGGGAUAUCAUCAGUGAGCAGUAACUCCCAGUGUCACUUGUUAAUCAGCCUGUUUGACUUUUACAUUACAAUGCUUUUAUAGAGAUUUAAUUGUAAUAUGUUCUAAUUAAAAAAUGAUCUAUGCCUCUGAUUCUUACAUGAAAAGACAAAUGUACAUGUAAUUGACCACAAUUCUCAUUACUGUCAAUGAAGCUGGUACUGAAUUUCUGUCAUUUUGAAAACUUAGAUGUAAGAAAUAACCUUUAGUUUCCUUGUG